GAUUAUCUUUGUUUGGUUCGCUGAAGUUGUUUUCUAGAUUUUCACGUCUAAGUGCAAAUUGUUUUCAAUUUUUUGGAGUAUUGUAACCCUGUUCAUUGAAAAAUGAGGGUCUAUCAUAUGGCGAAACCAGUUUGUUUAACGGUGGUAUAGAAUAAAUGCAACUAGAGGAAUUCUAAAUUCAAGGAUAGCUUAUUAUGUUGAUUCUUCCAAGACGUCGAAAGUAAACAAAUAAUCAGCAGUUGAUAUCGUUGCAAAUGAGUGAUUGAGAAAGAAUUUACGAAUAACUUUUCGAGGUCACAAUGGAUCCCAAACAAAUAACUGCGCUAGCCAAGCUGUUGAAGGACAGUGGUGAUAAAGUUCUCAAUUACGAGUAUAAGUUAACUCUAUCAGGGUCACUGUUGCGAGCCCUUAAUGACUCAUUUAGCUUAAUCGUAGAUAAAAAUGAAGUGUUACCUCCAAGAAGCUUCCAAGUUGUAAAACCGAACAAUGCUAAAUCGGAUGUAUUUCGUGAUCUGCAGUUUAUUUAUGAUUUUGUACAAAGAACUAUAGUUCUAAGUUUGAAUCAAUUUAUUAACGAUGAAUUGUACGAGUUUGCAGUUGACAUAAGUCAAUUUAGGAAUCUUCGUAAGCUGGAAAUUCAAAAGAUCCCGAUAAGUCAAAUUAUUGGCAUUCAGCAAAUAAGAUCACAAUUAACGGAAAUUAUUUGUAUUCGAAGCAUGUCACACAUAAAGGAGAUCAUUACAUCUUGUGGAGGUGAUAAUAGUAAUGGAUUCACAUGGAAUGAACUGCGAACGGCAAAUUUUUCGUACAACAUGUUGGACCACAUUGAUAGCUCUUUGGAAUUUACGCCUUGGUUAGAGCAUCUAAAUUUGAGCCAUAAUCAAAUUUUAACUGUAUCUGCUAUAAAGUGGUUGCCUAAUUUACGUGUACUGAAUCUGGGUUAUAAUCGUUUAACGCAUAUUCCUUCGCUUCACGUCGAUUCGGCGAGAAAACUUCAAGUUUUACACAUUUCGAACAAUUUUAUCGAAGACCUCACGGGAAUAUCCCGUUUGCUGGCUUUGAAUGAAUUGGACAUUUCUGGAAAUUGCAUUAUAGAUCACGCAGCUCUUCUUCCUAUCAGUACUCUAUCUUCACUCUGUUACUUGAACGUCAAAGAUAACCCGCUCGCUUGUCAUCCGAAGCAUCGGCAAGCAACAGCUCGAUAUCUCAAUAAAAACACUUCUCGACUGAAGUUCGUACUUGAUGAUGAACCUUUAACUAAAUAUGAAAAAACGCUCACUGGUAACUAUGAUAGUUAUCACGCAAUCCUCGUUCCAAGAAGCCCAGGAAGUAGUUGCUCUAGCAACAUCAACACCCCCACUAGAAAAAGUUUGAGCAACACACCCACAGGCAGCGUUACAUCUAGAAGUAGUGUGAAUGUUGAGUCCAGAGAUGAAAUGAGCUCCUCGGCAAAUUACCAAAAAAGAAUUAAAGUACGACGUGCGAUAAUUUCGGAAUGUGAUUCAAACGAAAACACCAUAAUGACAAACUCUUUUUUACAAUCGGAUGUGUGUACAAAAAAUUUAGAAUCUAGCAAUGAUCACCUGGAGACAAAAAAGCAAAUUGAAAAACUUCGCAAACAAUUUGGUAGUGAAUGGUUGCAGAGUCAGGCCGGUGAUAUGGUAAAAAACGUCAUCGGCUUUGAUCCAGACAGUGGGAGAGAGUUCGAAAGUGUAGCGCAUUACGAAAACAUCACUUCGGAUACCAAUUUGUUGGAUACCACCUCAACUACGAAGUCACUCGCAAUUUUAACCAGCUCAGUAAAAGAUUGCAAUCACGUCACAGAUGAAAGCAACAUGAUGACAUCGACUCCAGUGAAUCAAGACAGGUCAACGCUAUUGGAGACGUUCGAAUCUCCGAUCAAGGGCAAGUCAGAUACAUGUUCGAAUGUAUCUGGCUUCAAGAGUGUGUUCGAUGAGAAUGAAUCGAAUUAUACCUCGGUUGCUGAAACUACUGCCAACCAGUCUACGAGGGAGUCGUUAGAUUUAACAAACAUAUAUGGAAAAGUAGCAGAUGCGGAAAUAGAAUCCGAUAUAGAAGAAAAUGAGAGAUGUUAUGUAGUGAAUGUGAAGGGAAGUGCUACUGAAAUUUGUCUGAUAAUUUCCGACACAAGCAUUCGUGAAAAAGACGGUGGAAAAACAAAAACCCGCUGGGGAAUAAAAACAUUGCAAGCGUGUGAGCGCUCAACAUCAACUAGCAUUACUCUACUCUUCGAUACAGUCAAGAAAGAUAAGAAAACCCGAACAUACGAAAUUGACGAUCACACCUGUCAAGAUCUAGAAAGUUUUUUGCGUGAUAUUCUUUCCAAAAGGCCGUUAUCGGAAAUGAAUCAAAAGUUGUUCAAAUGCGUCGUAUGUAAUGCCAAGUUUUCUAGGGAAAUCAACACGAAAAAAGCUUACGAUGAUUUACAAUGUCCUGAAUGUCAUGGAGGCUAUUGUAUUGAGAUACGAGAAUCACCGAUUAAGAAAUUUUCGGACGAUAUUGACAAAACGGCGGGCACUGAAGGUGAUACCAAUGCAUCUGACGUCGAUGAUUUCGCUCACCCUGUAGCAGGAUCUUCGGGUCUUUGUACUACUUUGAAGAACAGUGGCUCGAAAAACAGCAUUGAACCACCGGAAGUAUGGAAGUCACCGGUCAAAUACAAACCGAGAUCCGCUGGCUCAUUGAAUGAUUCAUCUUCUUGCUCUCGGAUAUCGCAACCAAGUAGCUCCUGUGAUUCAAAUCGAAGUGUAGCAGGAAGCACUAAUUCUGAGCGGGACCGAGAUGCUGAUUUACUUGGUAACGAAAGUGAUAUUGAAGUUCUGAGCAACCCUAGUCAAAGCAGCAUUGAGGUGCUAGACAGCGGAUUUAAUCCAAGCAGAAAACACUCCGAAGAUCGGAAGACGCUUGCUGUCCCAGGAUUGGAUUCAAUUAUCGACCAAAGCUUCAACUUAUCAGUUACGCUCAUCAAUCAGGAGACAUCAACGAAUGACCUUAACACAGCAACUGGAGAGGAUUUCGACAAAAAAAUGCAAUUAGAAAAUGUUCUCAUCACUAGUCCACCACAAGAAGAAAGUGAAGAAAAUUCAGCAGUAAAGCCCAAUCUUCAUCAGCAAAUUCUGCAACAUAAAAAAAGUUUCCUCGCUGCUGCAAAUCUAACCGAAAGUAGUUCUUCUGGAUCCGUUACCGAUAGCGUAUGCACUGCCUACGAAUCAAAUCAAGAGCAAAAACAACAGACAUCUGUUUCUGAAGAAGCAUCAGGAAAUGAGGAGGUACACACUGUAAUGUCUCCUUCAUCCAAAGGAGAUAAUUCGGUUAUAAGCACGAUGCUUGGAGGCCUGUUCCAAUCUACCAACAUGUUAAUGUCAAAGACUCCGAAGCAGAGCAAAUUGGAUAAUGCAUCAAAAUUGAUAUUUGAACCAAUGCGAUAUUCGUAUACCGACUAUGCAAACGUUGAUCAUAGGUUGAAACUGUAUCUUUACCAACAUUUGUUUGAAGAUUCAAAUGAAGGGUUAAAAUGGCUGGUAUCGUGCGUUAUUUUUGAUGAAAACCGACUGGAUGAGUAUCCCGCUGGUUUCGACGGGUUAUUCAUUAUGUCUACAACAAAGUUUUACAUUAUGAAAAAUGUUGCUGCCGAGAAUGAUGAUCCGUCAACUUGGUUGAAAAAAUAUCUUUCGGGAACAAUAGAUCGUGUGGGGAUUGCUCAGGUGCUGCCUUGGAAGAUUGGAGUUAAAUUUGUGAUAAGUGCCAUUGGUGGUAUCCACAUAAUUUUGCAAGAUAUUUUGCGAACGGAUUGUCUCAUGUUGUUCUUUGCAGAAAAUCCUCUUCCGGAGUAUUGCACACUUGACUGUCAGCCAUCAGAAUUGCUCAACGGCAAACUAAGCAAAGCCACCAACGAGGAUAUGGUUAAAAUUUUGAUGAUAAUAAAUUUUUGUGAUGUUCUAUCCAACGAUGAGCUGCAGAGUAUCCAGUUAUGCACCUUACUACUGACAGACACUAAUUUCUAUGUGGCAGCGGACAUCAAAUGGCUGAACGAAAAUCGCAAGUAUCCAAUUGAGCCGAAAUUUUCGCAGCUGAUGACAAAUCUUGUGGAGCUAGAAGACAUCAACAGCCUAUCUUGCCGGUUGCACUUCAUGGAUGAACAAGAGGACAAGUACGAAACAUGGCGGAUAGACUUUGCUACUGAAACCGCCAAAGAGAGCACUGUAACUACUGUUUGUAACUCAUGGGAGAAAAUUUUCGGAGUGCCUUUAAUUAGUAAAAACACUACCAGCAAUAAUUUUAACAAUAAAGAUAGAGCGAUAUGUGAAAGUAACACUAUUAAUGAUAAUGUAAAUAAUUCAAAUAAUAGUACGAACAAUCAAAAAAAUUGAUGUGUAUAUAGACUCAUUACAUGAUUUAGUUGGUAUGUGUCGUUUCCGUUAUAUAAGUUACGGUGUAACAUAUUCGUGUUCACAGAGUUUCGUGCAUUGUUUAUCAGGGGAUAUUAGGUCUUGUUUAUACAAAAACAGUUUUACCACCCGUUUGUGUGUUUUUAAUUGUGAAAUAUGUAAUAUAUUUAUAUCAGUUUUGGCUGUAUUUAAUCAUGCGUUAGAUAACUAUAAUCAGAUAUUAAAGCUAAGUACAGUAUAUCACCCUUAGUUUUUUUCAUAGUUGUGAUUAAAACUUAUUGAUUUUCGAGUGCAAAAAAAAAACACAAUAUUUCUGAGAAAAAUUUAGAGAAUUAGGCAUUAUAGUUAGGUGCUGUAUGCUAUCCUCACCUAUAUUUUAAUCAAAAAUCGUGAUAAAAAAUAUUGACUGGUUAAAAAAAAAAUAAAAUGAUUACGAGGAAAAAUUCUUUUGACGGUCCCAAAACUUUUAUUCGUGGAAAUAAUAAAGGUUUAAAACUAAAA
Wyeomyia smithii (pitcher-plant mosquito) is the source of this 4910-nucleotide messenger RNA. RefSeq lists its product as uncharacterized. The record is from RefSeq and is a predicted model, not a curated record. The transcript has 14 exons. Gene Ontology annotation, cellular component: cytoplasm. Gene Ontology annotation, molecular function: protein binding. Bases 300 to 4391 code for a protein of 1363 amino acids. NCBI's taxonomy places the organism in Eukaryota, Metazoa, Arthropoda, Insecta, Diptera, Culicidae.